Molecule: messenger RNA, 3556 nt
Organism: Linum trigynum
Lineage: Eukaryota; Viridiplantae; Streptophyta; Magnoliopsida; Malpighiales; Linaceae
Source: the annotation of a GenBank genome assembly
GAUGACCGAUUUUUGAAAGAAAUAGACAGAUUUGGCCUGUGUUUUGAAUGGAAUACUGUCCACAUACUUUAUUAAUUAAAAAUUAAUAAAAAUAAAUUUAUAAGGAAAAUCCUAAGGAAAAAAACUGAAUUGCUAUUCGUCGCCCUAAUAUUUAAAAAAUUUUGCCCUAAAUCAUACUACAUUGACGUUUAUACCCUUAUUUCCAAUUUCAAUCCUCAACCCCUAACUUCCCCAACCAGCCAAAUUCCAGUCGCCGCCAUUGUUCACGCAACUUGCCGCAUCUCCCAUUCCGCCAGAGAAACAUAGCUUCUUCCUUGGCCUUCCAUCUAUCUAAUCCCAACCCAUUCUUCCGCCACAUCGCACAUAAAUGAAAGGCCUUUUUGUUGUUUUUCUCUUUAUAUUGUCCCCAGAAUUGGGUCUUGAAAAGCUUUUAAAUUUUCCAUUAGAGAAUCAAAAAAUGCUCACUGAAGGAGUGUAUUUGCAGCCAUGGAGAAGAUUAGGAAGGUUGUGGCUGUGAUUUCUGGGGCUCAUUGCUCUGGAUGUCACGGUAGUUGCAACUUGAUCAUGAUCACAAUCAAGCGGAUUGGGUUUAGAGUGCAAGCUAGUUCCCGACGGCGGAGGUGCUUUGAAGAGCGAUGUUGCUCUCGUUGAGAUGAUGAAGAUUAGGGAUUUCCGAUUUUUUUUUAAUUUUGAUUUGGUUAUUAAGUAAUUCUAUAUUUAAAGUUAGGACGACAAAAGUAAAAUUAGCGUUUAAAUGUUCGAAAGACAAAAAAAUGUUAAGAGCAUUAGAGUAAAUUUUAGAUAAUUAGGGCGACGAAUAAGGAUUUUUAGGGCGACGAAAAGCAAUCCCCGAAAAAAAUGGGUAAACUGCAAGGUUGGUCACUGGAAGUGCUAAAAUAAUCAAGUUUGGUCACUAAAAGAAUUUUAUUCCAUAUAUGGUCACUGAAAAUUAGUUACGUUUCACGAUUGGUCACUCUCCGUUAGUUUUCAUUAACAUAGUUAGUUGUUUGCUUACGUGGCAACAAAAAAUGCCGAUUAAUCCAAUUUUGACCUGCCAUGUCAUAAGACUUUAUCUGCCAUAUCAUGACCCAACCCAAUUCAACUUGUGACCCGACCAAACAAAAUUGAAGGAACCCAAUUCUUUAAUUCCUCUACACAUCCCUCGAUCUCCCCCAUCUCUUCUCAGCCUUUCUCCUCUUCUUCUUUCUCUGUUUGUGACGCGCCUCCUCCUAGCCUUCGUAUGCUACCCUCCGUCACCUAAGCAUCCUUCUCUGCAACUCUUCCUCGUUGUCGCGCGACCUCCCUCCGGCGCUGCUCAUCAUCUUCUCAAGAUGGGAUUCCCAGGGGCAGGGGAAAUUGUAACCCGUCUCUCCCAGAAGUGCUGUUGCUAUCGUCUUCGUCUCCCCAACCAUCGACAACUUCAUCUCCGCACUCCAGUCCUGCACCACGCCGACGUCAAUUGGACCUUCAAGAAUAUCUCGCAGCCUUCUCUAGUCAAGCUGGAUCUGGCAGAAUCGCCUCUUUGCCCCGUCGAUUUCAGACUCGGCGAGCGAAACUAACUCCAAGGACAGUCGGGGCCCGAAUCCAAGGGUGGUGGCUAGACCUGACAAAUUACAACCCGACCCGUUGACCCGACCCGAAACAGCCCAAAAACUAGGAAUUUUUGUAACCCAAAAUCCGAAUGACCCGAACCCGAUAACCCGUGAUUUUUUGGGGUUUGAAUGACAUGUUUGGAGUUUAAGGAUAAUCAAAUAUUAUGUGUUUCUUAUAGUAGUAAUACUGUUGUGAUUGUUUUUUAACGAUUUGCGCAAUUUAUAUUUCAUUUCAUUUCAUUAGCGUGAGAGGAUUUGAGAAUAUGUUAAUUGACAUGUGUUAGGUAAACUAUUGUCAUGCAUAUGUGAAAAUUGUGUUCUUUAAGAAAAUAUGAAGCAUGUUUGAUAUUGUUCCUGAGAACGAUCAUAACCCGAAAUGACCUGUAACCUUACCCGAAACCGAAUGGGUUGGGUCAAUAUUUGACCCGAAAUAAGCCAACCAAACAUGACCCAAUCCGUAACCGAUGUUCUCAACCCGAAAUUACCCUACCCGAUCCGAUUGCCAGGUCUAGCGGUGGCUAGCCUCCGGCUUUAAGAUGUGGCAUGUCAAAAUUGGAUGAAUCAAUAUUUUUACUUACCACGUCAUCAAACCACUAACGGUGUUAGUCGAAACUAACGGAGAGUGACCAAUCGUGAAACGUUAACUACUUUCAGUGACCACGAAUGGAAUAAAAUUCUUUUAGUGACCAAACCUGAAUAUUUUAGCACUUCCAGUGACCAACCUUACAAUUUACCCGAAAAAAAAUAGUUGGCGGUCAAUUCAAAAUACGGGUAAAAUCUAUUCAUUUUUUAAAGUUGAUCAUAACUGUAUUAUUCGAAAUUUCAUGUCAAAAUUGUCUUCGACGUUGAACUUCGGGUCAAAAUAGAGUAUUAUAAUUAGCCCUUAUUCUAUUCUAUUGGAUGGCCAUGGGUUAUCUUGUUUGUUUUGAUGGCUCAGCAUAAAUCAGCCUAGUCGGAAUGCCUAUGUGGCAACUGGCACGUUAUAUAAUAUUCUUUUUAUCCUGUCGUUGAUUGGAUAGAAAGCUAGAUGGAGAAACAAAACGACAACUUAACUGAUAUUUGCAACCAAAAAACUAGUAAAGUGAUGUUAAUAUAUAUAAAGCAAAAGUUUGGUUACUGUUGCUAAAAAAUUUACAUUUUGAUACUCAAAAUUAAUUAAAUCACAACUUAGUUAUUAUAAGGUACAUUUUACAUUUUGAUACCCAAAUUUAAUUUUAAGGUAAAAUUAUUGAAUAAUUAUGUUUCGGUAUCUCAUUUAGUACAUUUAGGUGGUACUUAACAGACUUCUACUAACUACCCCAAAUUCAAUUAAAUCACAACUUAGUCACUAUAAUGUAGAUUUUACAUUUUGAUACCCCAAAUUUAAUUUUAUUGUAAAAUCAUUGAACAAAUAUGUUUUGGUAUCUCAUUUAGUCCAUUUACAGGGUACUAAACAAACUUCUACUAACUACUUGUAACAAAAUAUGCGACAUCUACGUAAGCAAGUGCCAAUAAAUUGCUACGGUGAAAAGAGUUGAAUGUUGUAUUGACGGCCAACUAAAAGAAUCGGACAAAACCUUUCCAUCAUCUACUUCCUCUUCGUUUCAUUUUUUCACUCUCCUUCCAUAACCCUUUCUUUAUUUCUUUCUUUGCCUUCUUCGUUUAACCCUAAUUAUGAUACUAUUUUUAUGUAUUCCAAUCACAAGUAUGCAUUAACGGGUCCAUACACGACUCACCAACAGUCUAGGGAACUAAUAAUUGAACCAUGAACCACUAACUUUUUUUCAUCUCAAUGUCGAGUCCAAGUAAAAAUAAAUAUAUAUGGUUAUUACUUAUUAGAAAUUUGUCAUUUUCCACUAUGGGAUUUGAAGGCAUGAAAUUUUAAGCGAGUUCCAAUUUGUAUUCCUUUUGCUUCUCUCUAAAGUUUUUCUUUUUCACCGGGACUAGAAUUUUCAACAAUUAUACAUUAAAUGUUUUGGGGUGAU